Molecule: messenger RNA, 2396 nt
Organism: Conger conger (European conger)
Lineage: Eukaryota; Metazoa; Chordata; Actinopteri; Anguilliformes; Congridae
Gene: slc1a2b
Product: solute carrier family 1 member 2b
Biological process (GO): L-glutamate transmembrane transport
Cellular component (GO): plasma membrane
Molecular function (GO): neutral L-amino acid transmembrane transporter activity; glutamate:sodium symporter activity; L-glutamate transmembrane transporter activity
Source: RefSeq, a predicted model, not a curated record
GAUUGUUGAGCACGGAGCUCCACGGAUUACAGAAACAGACACCCGUCUGUUUCGUUUCUGGUGUGUUUCUUCACAUCCUGGACGCGCUGAGGGAUCGAAAUUUCAACAGUUUAACGUCUGCGGAGCGGGGUCGAAGAAAAUAAGCGAUUGGAGAAGACAGAACGAAACUUAUUUCUUUCAAAAAAAAUCUCCAUUGAAAACAAAGGAUGCCGAAGCAGGUUGAGGUGAGGAUGCAUGAGAGUCAGCUGGAGCCCAUGGACACGCCAGCCAAGCCCAUGUGUGGGGGGAUCUGCCAGAAGAUGUGCAAGAACCUGCUGCUCACCCUCACUGUGUUGGGUGUGGUUUUGGGCGCGGUGAUGGGGAUGCUCCUGCGCUACGCCUCCCCCCUCCCCCCGGACGUGAUCAUGGUCAUCAGCUUCCCCGGAGACAUCCUGAUGAGGAUGCUGAAGAUGCUCAUCCUGCCCCUCAUCAUCUCCAGCCUCAUCACAGGAUUGGCAGGUCUAGACGCCAAAUCGAGCGGUCGCCUGGGAACGCGUGCCAUGGUGUACUACAUGACCACCACGAUCAUCGCCGCCGUGCUGGGCGUCAUCCUGGUGCUGGCCAUCCACCCCGGCAACCCCAAACUCAAGGAGAGGCUGGGAGAGGGCGCCAAGAACGACGAGGUCUCCAGUCUGGACGCCUUCUUCGACCUCAUCAGGAACCUCUUCCCCGAAAACCUGGUGCAGGCGUGCUUCCAGCAGAUCCAGACCGUCACAAAGAAGGUGGAGAUCGUACCUGAACCGAGAGACAUCAACGCCACCACCAUGGAGGGCCUCCUCAAUGCAACCAUGGCAACGCCGGAGGCCGAGUUCGUCAUCAAGAAGUCCCUGCAGUUCAAAGGAGGAAUGAACGUGCUCGGCCUCAUUGGCUUCUUCAUCGCGUUCGGCAUCUGCAUGGGGAAGAUGGGCGAGAGGGCCCGGCUGAUGCUGGAGUUCUUCAACAUCCUGAACGAGAUCGUCAUGCGCCUGGUCAUCAUGAUCAUGUGGUACUCCCCCUUCGGUAUCGCCUGCCUGAUCUGCGGAAAGAUCAUCUCCAUCAAGGACCUGGAGACGGUUGCCCGGCAACUGGGGAUGUACAUGGUCACGGUGAUCGUUGGCCUCAUCAUCCACGGAGUCAUCUUCCUGCCCAGCAUCUACUUCGCCAUUGUGCGGAAAAACCCCUUCACCUUCUUCAUGGGCAUCUAGGCCUGGAUCACCGCCCUGGGAACAGCCUCCAGUGCCGGGACCCUGCCCGUGACCUUCCGCUGCCUGGAGGAGAACCUGGGCAUCGAUAAGCGGGUGACACGCUUCGUCCUCCCCGUGGGCGCCACCAUCAACAUGGACGGCACGGCGCUGUACGAGGCCGUGGCGGCCAUCUUCAUCGCCCAGAUGAACGGCAUCGCCCUGGACGCCGGUCAGAUCGUCACGGUCAGUCUGACGGCGACUCUGGCCAGUAUAGGAGCAGCCAGUAUCCCCAGUGCAGGCCUGGUGACCAUGCUGCUGAUCCUCACCGCCGUGGGGCUGCCCACUCAGGACAUCAGCCUGCUGGUGGCUGUGGACUGGCUGCUGGAUCGGUUCCGGACCUCGGUGAACGUGGUGGGCGACUCGUACGGGGCGGGCAUCGUGUACCACCUGUCCAAAGCCGAGCUGGACGCCCUGGACGCGCUGCACGGCCGGUCCGACGACAUCGAGAUGACCAAGACGCAAUCCUACUACGACGAGCUGAAGAACCACCACGACAACAACCAGUGCGUGCACGCCGCCCACAACUCUGUGGUUGUAGAUGAGUGCAAGGUAACCGCCGUGGGCACCAACGGCUCGACCGCAGAGUACACGCUUGUUGAGGAGGAACCAUGGAAACGAGAGUAACACAGCAUACAGAACAACCGCCCCCCCCCCUUCUGCCUUACAUCCAAUCCCCUACCCCCACCCCCACCCCAAAUCUCCACAAGCUUUUCCAGCUGGUGAAAAAAAAACAACAACAAAAAAAAAAACAUGCAAACAGACAGAACUAACCGUCACUCUCUUAGUUUGGUGUUUUAAAACUCUUGCUAAUGAACCUCUUCACUGACCAGCUCUGACCUACUGGGGCGAAUGAAACUAAUACACUAGUAGCUGAGUGACAAGAUAACCUUUCGCCUGUACAAGUAUUAACCCAGUGUUUCCUAGCAACCAUUUGCACAACCUCAAGGCUCAGAAGGGUGGGGAGAGAGAGAGAGAGCGAGAGAGAGAGAGAGAGUGUGUGUGUGUGUGAGAGAGAGAGAGGGUGAGUAAGAGCGAGAGAAUGAACAGUAAAUGUAAUCAUAAGUAUAAUAUACGAGCAGCCGGUAUUAGUGAGCUGUGCUUUUAUAAACAGGUAUAGUAGAGUGUGUAGAAUGU